UUCCCAUCUCCCCCCCCCCCCCCCCUCUCCGUAAAAACCACAUUUUUCAAAACCCCCCCAAAUCUCCCCAUUUUCCUCUUUCAUUUACAAAACCGCCCUCCCUCUCCCUCUCCCUCUCCCUCAGCAGGAAUGGCAGGCGGUUUUAGGGUUUCGAUCCCGAACAACGUGAAGAAGACGAUCCAGCACAUAAAGGAGAUCGCAGGCAAUCACACCGACGAUGAGAUAUACGCAAUGCUCAAGGAAUGCUCGAUGAAUCCCGACGAAACCGUCGACAAGCUCCUCAAUCAAGAUCCUUUUCAUGAAGUCAAGAGGAAGCGCGACCGGAGGAAAGAGAGUGUGAACACCAGAGAGCCUACUGAUUCUAGGUGGAGAUCGAACAUGCAGGGGCGAGGUGGGGGUAGGGGUGGUAGGGGGGGCUAUUCUUCUCGUUACGUCUCACAUGGUAUGGAUGCUGGUGGUGGAAGGAACAUUUAUUCUGGAAAGGAGAAUGGAGUCAAUAUAGAGAGAGGCAACACUUCCACUUCACCUGUUUCACAGGACACAGAAAAUAAGGCAACGAUUCCAAUAUCUAGCCAUGUAACUGGAAUGGCCAAUGGACUCACUAAUGCAGCACAUGGGAGUUCAACUCAUGAGCACGGGUCACAAGUUUCAGGAAGCAGUGGUAUUCCCACACCUGAAGAAAGUUCGGCGGUUGGUGACAGUAAGACAGGGAGUGCACCACCACCUGCCGCUGAUUUGAAAAGCACCCCUGCAACUGUAACAGGCGGGCCACUCGGACAGCCUGCACCAAGUUCUGAUCAGUUCUUAGCUACCAUGAUUCCUGCAUCUGUGUCAGGAGUCUACUCCUCAGCAUCUGAUCCUGUGCUUGUGCCGUCUCUUGAUACGCGCGUCCCUGGUGUUGUUGGUACAAUCAAGCGUGAAGUAGGCAGUCAAAGGACAGUAGUCGAACUGACUUCUACUGUGACUGCCCUGAGCAAGUCUGUAUCUCAUGAUGUAGCAGAUUCUGAACAGUUGUCAGCCUUAAAUGAAAAGGCAGCUUCAGAAAGCAGGAUCCCCUUUAUGCAUGGGAAGAUAUCAAGCAAAUCACAGGGAGUGGAAGGGAACCAGCUUGUUGAGGCAUCUCAGGCUGUAUCUUCAGCUUCUCAUGCUGGCUUUUCGUCCAGUAGGCCUUCAUCUAAUUAUGGGAAUAGGUCCCAACAAGUUAUUGGGCCUCAGAAAGGAGUUGGUCCUAGUAAGGAGUGGAAACCGAAGCCGACAAACCCCAAUAUUGUUCAAUCCUCAACUGAGGUUGCACCAGUCACAGUAGAAGUCAGUGCUCAGUCACUAUCUGCAUCCAGUGCUGCAGACCUAGAAGUAACAGCGAAGCUGCAAAAGAAGCUAGAGGAUUUGCAUUUCUCAGACAGACAACAUGUCAUCAUUCCGAUCCAUCUUCAUGUCCCUGAAGCUGAGAGAAGUGGAUUGAGUUUUGGAAGCUUUGAUGCUAGUUUUGGGCUGAAUGCAAGCUUCGCAAAUGGCCCAGAUACUGACAAGAGCCCUACACCUUUGUCUGAGUCGUCUCAGGUGAUCGAAGAGUCAGUUGAGGAGCCUUCUUCAAGUAACCAGAAUGCAUCCUCAACAGCACAGGAAGGAGAUUAUUCUGAUAAUCCACAAUCCCCCCCACACAUGCCGGAGAAUCUAACAUCCAGUGAGGCUGAUGCUUCGGCUGGUAUCCCUCCAAUGCCAGAAUACGAUCAGUCCAAGCCUGAGACAGUGUUGCCACCAGGAGGUACUCAGAGCUCGGUGGUUCAUACCAACCCGAGCUAUUCUACUUUCGGGGUGGUGCCACCUAUGCUUGGGAGCCAAUUCCCUCCAUUUGAAAGCUCUGAGCCUCAGGCACGUGAUGCCUCUCGCGUUCCAAGCUUUGUUGUCCAGCAACCCUUUGACCCAUCUGCAAGCUAUUAUACCCAAUUUUAUCGACCUGGUGGUGAUGGUGAUGGUCGCUUCUCUCCCUUUCUCUCACCUGGUGCUGCCACCAAGUAUAAUGGUAACAUUACAGUGUUAUCUUCUCAGACCGGCCAGUCUCCUCAAGAGAGUGGGAACUCUCUUGUUCUGUCUACGGCGGGCCCAACUCCUCUCGUCACCCAAGCUGCUGGGGUAAUGCAAAGCACCAUACCUGUAACUCAACAACCGGUUCCUGUUUUCCGGCAGCCUGCCGGUGUACAUAUUUCUCAUUAUCCUCCUAACUACAUCCCAUAUAGCCAAUACUUCUCCCCUUUCUAUGUUCAACCGCCGACAAUUCAUCAUUUUUUAAACAAUGCCGCUUUCCCUCAACAAACCAGCAACAUAUAUCCAUCUCUGGCAGCUGCUGCAGCAGCAGCUCCCACUGCUGUCAAAUACUCACUUUCUCAAUACAAGCCCGGAACCAACGGUGGAAACUCACCCCACAUUGGAAUGCCAGCUGGGUACGGACCAUACAGCUCCAAUCCGUCUGGCUACAGUCCCAGUCCUGCUUCGACCACGGGUAACUCUGCUGGCAAUGAGGAUCUUGCUACAUCUCAGUAUAAGGAGAAUAAUGUCUACAUGAUCGGGCAGCAGAGCGAAGGUUCGGCUGUCUGGAUCCCUGCCCCAGGCCGUGACAUUUCCAGCUUGCAAGCAAGCUCUUUCUACAACCUCCCUCCUCAGGGGCAGCACAUGGCCUAUGCUCCCACCCAAGCAGGCCACGGUGCCUUUGCUGGAAUCUACCACCCUGCCCAGACAGUGGCGGCUGCAACAGUCCACCCGCUGCUGCAACAGCCCCAGACCAUGGCUGGAGCCGUCGAGAUGGUGGGCCAACCUGCCGGCGUCUACCAGCAGCCGCAGCGUGCACAGAUUGGCUGGGCCAAUAAUUACUGAAAGGAACUUAUUGGGGUACCGCCAUGGAACAGGAAACAUACGGCAGAUUCACCAGGAGGCCAGCCAAGAAGAACAAGACACCGUCGGUCUGAUCUGAGAGUGUAAAUAUAUAUUACAUAAAUGGUGGCCGAAGAAAAAAAACAACAGGAGAAAAAUAAAAAGACAGAAAAAAAAGGAAGUCGUCGGUAGGUUCGCAUUUUGGAACUUCAGAUUUGCUUUUGGGUGGGAGGUCGAAAAAGGGUGAAAUUCACCUAGUACUGAUAUUGACCAUUUUUAAGCAUAGUUGAAGAAGUUAAUGUGCAGGUCCUUUUCCUUGUGCUAUGCUGUUUUUUUCUCCCCCUUUUAUCUCUCCUUGUUCUUCUUUUUCUUUUUAGUUUUUUGAAUUACCGUGUGUGUGUUUCUUCUUCUUUUUUUUUUUCUGUGUUGGGAGGUGUUAGGAACUUUUUGAAGGUAAGAUAUAAGGUUGGUGGGGUUUUUCAUUCAUUUCCACUUGUCUUGCCUGUAAAGUAAAUUUUGAUAGUAAGGGAAAUGUAUUUGCACUGUUGUAAUCAGUAUAUGAGGAUUAGGAUUUCAUUCCUUCUUCGUC
This is a messenger RNA of Magnolia sinica, 3457 nucleotides long. RefSeq names its product GBF-interacting protein 1-like. Lineage: Eukaryota; Viridiplantae; Streptophyta; Magnoliopsida; Magnoliales; Magnoliaceae. The coding region runs from base 130 to 2871 and encodes 913 amino acids. The transcript is spliced from 10 exons. The record is from RefSeq and is a predicted model, not a curated record.